AUGAAGGAGCAUCUGAACUUAUUCGACACAACCGCGAUGGAGACGAGGAAUGCUGCAAGUGUUCAAGCUGAACACAACGAUGAAGAACGAGAUCCGCACAGGUACAACAAAGCAGAGGUGGAGACGAGGAAUGCCGUAUCUGUGCUACACGACGGAAGCGUGAAGAGGAAGAGUGCCUGCUGCCACGGUGCAAUAGAAGGUAAUGCUGCUUUAUACGGCAGAGCUGAAGAAGACCAAUGUCGCAUAGCUAUAAUAAAACACGGUAGCGGUGAGAAGAUAAAUCUGGAGAGGCUCGACACGACAGACAUGAAGAAAACGAACGCCGCAUAG
Molecule: messenger RNA, 330 nt
Organism: Haemonchus placei
Lineage: Eukaryota; Metazoa; Nematoda; Chromadorea; Rhabditida; Trichostrongylidae
Source: the annotation of a GenBank genome assembly